Molecule: messenger RNA, 2040 nt
Organism: Xylona heveae TC161
Lineage: Eukaryota; Fungi; Ascomycota; Xylonomycetes; Xylonales; Xylonaceae
Product: NAD(P)-binding protein
Exons: 1
Coding region: 317-1822 (501 amino acids)
Cellular component (GO): cytoplasm
Source: RefSeq, a predicted model, not a curated record
AACUGCACCGUCAGUCAUUACGAGGAAGGAAUACAGCAUAAUAUAAGUUUUCAAAGAAACUACAAGAACCCCAGCUCAACCAGAUAAGGAAAGAAGCUCAAGGUCUGAAAGAGGGACCACAAAGGCGGUAUCGUACAUUUGAAGCGAGUCUGGGCCGACGACGCCGCGUCUUGGCUUCUUGGCUUAUGAUCCGACAUUCUUCCCUCAGAGCAGGAGCCUGAAUGCCGCCACCAUUUCUGAACUUCUAUCAUCAUAUCUCAAGCCGAAUAUCUUCAAACAUAAUAUUUUCUUUUGACAAAUAUUUAAUCCUUUCAAAAUGCCCCUCACCGUACUCUCCGGUCCCGAUGUUAAUUUGCUGCUGAGGUCGCUCUCUCGCGAUGAUAUUACUCAGAUGCAACAUUCCCUCGCGGAAGCAUUACAUGCAUAUUCAACAGCUACCCAGGAAGAUGGCUGCUGCGCGAUGCAUCAGCCCCCACGAACCUCGAUCAGUCUAAAGCCUGGCACAACAACGUUGUUCAUGCCUGCAACUACCUCGCAUAUUACUGGCAUGAAGAUCGUAACACUCGCCGAAUGUAAUCGCCAUGCCGAUGCCGAUGCCGUCGAAGCAGCGCCGUCUACUUCUCUUCCCCUUCGCCCCUCCGAGAGCAAUUCUUCGUCAUCUCCUUCUAUGUCGUCAUCGUCUCCAUCCGUGUCUUUUGCUCUGAACUCGUCGCCAUCCGCCUCCUUUUCCUCUGACUCUCGCAGCACCGUGUCUACUACGAGCACGAAGCGAACCAGCUCCUCUUCUCCAGGGUCCUCAAUCCGCAAAGCUUCUAGUGGAGAGUCUGCUAGUGGCCGGGGAAAAGCAUCAACCUCUUCCAAACUUCCCUUUGGAACGGGCGCAACCUCGCCUCGAGGCUCCGUCACGCUUCUUGAUAACACCGGUGCACCAGUCGGUAUCAUUAAUGCGGAAGAAUUGACAGCGUUUCGCACCGCAUUGGCAGCUACCAUGCUUUUUACCAGAAGGAGGCACGUUGAGACCCUAACAGUUUUUGGCGCUGGUCGCCAGGCAUAUUGGCAUAUUCGGCUGUCUCUCCUUUUGCGUGGGAGUGAAAUCAAGCGGGUCAACAUCAUCACCCGGUCAUUCGAACACGCGCAACCGCUCCUCACCGAGUUCUAUUCAACAGACCAGCAUGACUGGCGAUCAGGAACAAAGUUCAGUCUCCUCUCGGCCGAAUACGGCGAGUAUGGUCGCCUUCUCAAAGAAGAAGUCCGCAAGGCCGAUGUUAUUUUCUGCUGCACGCCGUCCACCAACCCGUUAUUUCCACCAGAGUACCUUACCAGCUCCGAAGGGCGCAAGAAGGGCCGAUACAUCAGUGCAAUUGGAAGCUACAAGCCUAACAUGUGCGAAUUGCACCCUGACAUUCUUCGCCAAGCUACUGCUCCGCCGCACUCGCGCCACCACCAUAAGCAUGCUUCGCAAGGAGGCGUCAUUGUCGUUGAUAGUUUGGACGCAUGUCUCCGAGAUGCUGGCGAGGUCAUCCAGGCAGAGCUUGGUCCAGAACAGCUCGUUGAAGUCGGUGAACUGGUGAUGCUCAAACGAAUGACUAUGAGGGAACUUGAACGUGAUACUCAGCCUACUCCACAUGAUCCGCCGUCUUCUUCAUCCAAGGACAAGCAUCACGGUCGAAGUUCAAGCGAUGGUGGCUUGCUCAACUGGCUCGUCAACGGCAACGUCAUCUACAAGAGCGUUGGAAUGGGAUUGAUGGACCUGGUCGUUGGCGCUGAUCUCGUCAACAUUGCCAAUGAGAGAGGCGUAGGAACUUGCAUAGAUGACUUUUGAGGUCAGACUUGUUGACAGUAAUCUUUAUCCUUUUCCUUUAUUCAUCUUUACCGUGCUCUGCUGUACAGCAUGGUGAAAUGGGAAUUUCUCUUUUUUUCCUAGUCCAGAUUCAUGUUGAUACCACAUUCACAGAAUACUACUUUAUCCCAGAAAUAUUGGGGGUCUUUCUAUUUGUAUAAAUAACUUUUACAUGAUUAAUAUAUGUCUCCUUCCAUAUG